UGGGCUUUGUGGGCCUUCGUUCCUUUUCUUCCCCAUCCAGGGCCAGGAUAAAAAGCCCACAAAUAUUGACCGCACUUGUCAAACUUAGACAAGUGGGAAUAUGGAUAUCUCAUAGUCAUUCACCUUUGAAAAUGUAAAUAAAUGACAAUAAUGGUAUGGUAGAACGUAGAAGUAAGUACAAGGCCUUCUUCAAAUUUCAACACAAGGCAAUUACCCUUUCCCCUCACUUUAGCUGUAACUCGGGUGAAAUCCAUGUUGCAAAUCUCAACUUUACCAGACAACGCGCCGCGCUCCGACGCCUCCAAUCCCCAAGAAGACGCUCACCGGAAUUCCCCCGUCCACCGCUGGCCUCGGGAGGAGACAAUGGCCUUGCUCAAGAUAAGGUCAGACAUGGACCUUGCUUUCAGAGAUUCAACCCCCAAAGCCCCUCUCUGGGAACAAGUCUCAAGGAAACUAGAGGAAGUAGGAUAUCAUCGUAGUGCCAAGAAGUGCAAGGAGAAAUUCGAGAACAUUUAUAAGUACCAUAGGAGGACCAAGGAAGGGCGUUGCGGCAAAUCCAACGCUGCCAAAACCUAUCGAUUUUUCGAGCAAUUGGAAGCUUUAGACCACUCACUUCCCCAGCCCGACAACAACGAUGUUCAUGUUGUUAUUCGAGAGGCACACGCGGGGGAGCACUCUAGUUCCACCACUUGGAACAACAAGAGUAGGAAGAUGAAGAUGACGCAGUUCUUGGAGGCGUUGAUGAGGGAAGUGAUAGAGAAGCAAGAGGUGCUGCAGAAGAAUUUCAUGGAGGUGUUGGACAAGUGCGAGAGGGAAAGACUGGCCAGGGAGGAAGCGUGGAAGAAGGAGGAGUUGGCAAGGAUUAAGAGAGAGCGUGAGCUUCUGGCUCAGGAAAGGUCCAUUGCUGCGGCAAAAGAUGAAGCAGUGCUUGCGUUUCUUAGAAAGUUCGCAGAAGCACAAGGCACGGUGCAGUUGCUCCACAAAAUUCAGGUUCCAAACAAGGACAUGCAACAAAAUGGGAAUGAUGUGACUCAUAUGGAUAAGCAUCAAGAAUGUGGAAAUGUUGCUGUGGGGAGUUUGGUGCAUGUGACUGCUUCAAGGUGGCCUAAGGAUGAAGUUGAGGCUUUGAUAAGGUUGAGGACACAGCUAGAGGUGCAGUCACAAGGGAAUAAUAAUAAUAAUAAUGAUAAUAAUUCUACUACUAAUAAUAAUGGGUCUAAGGGGCCUCUUUGGGAGGAGAUAUCUUUGGCAAUGAAAAGUCUUGGCUAUGAUCGCAGUGCCAAGAGAUGUAAGGAGAAAUGGGAGAACAUAAACAAGUACUUCAAGAGGAUGAAGGAGAAGAACAAGAGGAAGCCUCAGGAUUCCAAAACGUGUCCUUAUUACCACCAUCUCGAGGCUUUGUAUAGUAAAAGGCCUAAGAAGGUGGAUGAGUCUGGUGGUUGUGAUACUAAUAAUAAUAGUUCUGGGAAUGAGUUGAAGCCUGAGGAGUUGUUGUUGCAUAUCAUGGAGAGUCAAGAAGAGAGACAACAACAACAACAACAACACAUGGAUGAGUCAUCUUCUGAAGAUGCUGAGAGAGAGAACACGGAUCAGAAUGAAGAUCAAAGUGGGUAUCAGAAUCAGACGGUUGAUAAUAGUCCUGCUUCUAUAGCAAUUAUGAGUUAAUUUGAAGAGAUUCUUUAAUGCUACAACUUCUUCUCUGACAACAAAUUAAACGUGCCUUCCUUUGACUUUCCAAUCAUUUACCAGAGGGAGGAGUAGAUUCGAUUGCUUUCCUGGUUUAGAUUUAGAUAGAAUACAAAUCGAUCUCAAGGUCAAGGGUGUUCGUUUUUUGUAUGUAUCAAUGCUUCAUUACACUGUAUCUUCCAUUUUUCAUCGUUUUUUUUUUUUAAUUUUCUUUAGGGAACAUGAUACACCGAACGGAACACGCGCACAGAGAAAGAGAGAGAUGUGUCUGUCUGUAAAAAAUAAAGUUACUGGCGUGUUAUUUAAUAUUAUAAAAUUUUCCCUAGAAGUUUGUAAACCCAUGUGUGACCAGGUAGGAAAUGGUUGGAUUUGUUGGCUUCUGACAAUAAAGAAAGGCACACUGGCAUUAGUAGUGACCUGUAAUGAUAAUGAAAGUGCAUUUUUGUUUCA
Cajanus cajan (pigeon pea) is the source of this 2136-nucleotide messenger RNA. RefSeq names its product trihelix transcription factor DF1. Lineage: Eukaryota; Viridiplantae; Streptophyta; Magnoliopsida; Fabales; Fabaceae. The record is from RefSeq and is a predicted model, not a curated record.